AUGUCUGAAGGAAAUACACCUGCUGAAAAGCCAGCAUCACAUGGUAGUAGUGGCAAUAAGCAUAGAAGACCAAGGCAUGGCAGAAAUAAGCAGAAAAAGAACGGGAAAGACUCAAAUGAUUCCAAUAGGGGACCAAACAGAAAUAGCAAGAACAGGAGUAGAAAAAACAAGAAGAACAACAAAAAUGGAAACGGACGGCAGCUUUUUCUAGAGAUAAAGAAGCUCACAAACGAGAUCAAACCUAUUACUGUGAAUGGAAAAGUAGUGGAGGAUAUAUCUGAAAGUGUGAAUGAUCACAUACACAGUCUCAUAGAAGACAAAGCAAAUGAGGAGAGCAUAUAUCUGACGUUUAUGAUCCAGCCGUCGGAUCCAGAUUUCCCGUAUGAUUUGGAUUUCUUGAACGUUUCAUUAGAAAUCCCGCAAACAUAUCCAAAGCGUGCACCUUCUCCCACAAUAACGGUUUUAAACGAUGAAAUUCCAAAAGGAUUCAGCGCAAACAUUGAGAUUGGAUUUAGGCAGAUAGUUGCAACAGUUCUACAUAACAGGAGUGCAGGGAAAGGCUCUAAAAAGGGAAAUGAAUCGAAUUCGGAUAAGCAGGAAGAAGAAAUAAAGGUUGUGGGAGGGAACGACUUACUGGGAAUGAUGAAGACAUUGGACAAGUAUCUUGAAAAAUUCCUUUCGAUGAAAAGGCGGGAGACAGUGAAGAUCGUGAAAGUGAUUAAGAAGUAUGAUGAGGAUGCUAAAGCCCAGGAAUUGGAGAAAAAACGCCGGCUGGGGGAGAAAAAGAGAAAGAAGCAGCUAGAAGCACAGGCAGUAGAUGAAGAGUCAUUAAAGAAGAGAAACGAGGAGGUCGAGAAGUUUAAGCAAAGGUUACAGGACAGCAAUUUGAGGAUAUUCAAAGACAACUCGAAAGCAACAGUGUUCAAACUCGAUCUCGCUUUUCAGGAGGAAAGCUUUUCGAUAGAGAUAGAAAACAGUAAAGAGAUCACAUACGAUAAGCUACCUGUGAAGUUGACCGUUCCUAAAGCAUACCUCAGCAGCCUUAAAAAGCCGUUGAAGCUCGAAUUGGACAUGUCGAGCCAGUAUAAUCUUAAGAUGAUGUCAUCGCUUGAGGAUCAGAACUCUCAAGUGAUAUUUGGCAAGUUGAUAAAUAACAUGGCUGCCAACUUCGAUUAUAUGGCUUCUGACGUUGCAAAAAUCAACUGUGGUGAUAACACAAAUGAGUUGCGGAGCAUAACUUCUCAGCUUAAUGAAUUUAUAGAGAACAUCCAGAAGUUUAUUGGUAUGAGAGCUGAUUUUGUCAAAUGGUACGAGGAUCGCAAGAUUCUCAACAAGAAGUUGCUGGUCGAGCAGCAAACAGAUCGUUAA
Molecule: messenger RNA, 1368 nt
Organism: Brettanomyces bruxellensis
Lineage: Eukaryota; Fungi; Ascomycota; Pichiomycetes; Pichiales; Pichiaceae
Exons: 1
Coding region: 1-1368 (455 amino acids)
Source: RefSeq, a predicted model, not a curated record